AUGGAGGAUCUCUCAGUCCUCCUCUUCAGGGUAGAGGAGGAAAUGAGAGGAGUGGCAUAUGUAUCCAGCACACUACCCACGGAAGAAAUAAAUAAAACUGCAAAGAUACAAUUCUUCUUUCGUACAUUCUCAGCUGAUCCUAAGGUACAAGUAGGGAUUUUUGUGGCCUUCCUGACGAUGUACCUGAUCAGCCUCAGUGGAAACACCACAAUUGCAGUCAUUGUCCAGAUCAACCACUCCCUCCACAUCCCCAUGUACUUUUUCCUGGCGAACCUGGCAGUUCUGGAAAUCUUCUAUACAUCUUCCAUUGCCCCACUGGCCUUGGCGAACCUUCUUUCAAUGGGCAGGACUCCUGUUUCCAUCCCUGGCUGUGGGACCCAAAUGUUUUUCUUUGUCUUCCUGGGUGGAGCUGAUUGUGUCCUGCUUGCGGUCAUGGCUUAUGACCGGUUUGUAGCAAUCUGCUACCCUCUACGAUACACCCACGUCAUGAGCUGGCCCUUGUGUGUGGAGCUGGUGGUAGGGUCCCUGGUGCUGGGGUUCCUGCUGUCGCUGCCACUGACUAUUUUGAUCUUCCGUCUCCCAUUCUGCAACAACAAUGAGAUCUACCACUUCUACUGUGACAUGCCUGCUGUCAUGCGCCUGGCCUGUGCGGACACACACAUUCACAAGACUGCCCUGUACAUCGUCAGCUUCAUCAUCCUAAGCGUCCCACUCUCAUUAAUCUCCAUCUCCUACGUCUUCAUCGUGGCAGCCAUUUUACGGAUCCGGUCAACAGAAGGGCGCCACCGAGCCUUCUCCACCUGCUCCUCGCACAUCUUAGUGGUCCUCCUGCAGUAUGGCUGCACCAGCUUUAUAUACUUGUCUCCCAGUUCCAGCUACUCUCCUGAGAUGGGCCGGGUGGUGUCCGUGGUCUACACCUUCAUCACUCCCAUUUUAAACCCUUUGAUCUACAGUAUGCGGAACAAGGAACUGAAAGAUGCCCUACAGAAGGCGCUGAGGAAGUUCUAG
This is a messenger RNA of Lynx canadensis (Canada lynx), 1008 nucleotides long. Its product is annotated as olfactory receptor 10V1. The transcript is spliced from 2 exons. Gene Ontology annotation, molecular function: G protein-coupled receptor activity; olfactory receptor activity. NCBI's taxonomy places the organism in Eukaryota, Metazoa, Chordata, Mammalia, Carnivora, Felidae. The record is from RefSeq and is a predicted model, not a curated record. Bases 1 to 1008 code for a protein of 335 amino acids. Gene Ontology annotation, cellular component: membrane. Gene Ontology annotation, biological process: G protein-coupled receptor signaling pathway.